AAAGCCAUCUUGCCUGAACCACGCAUGAUCAGUAGCAUGAUCGGAUCUUCUGUGGAACGCAGCGCCACCUAGGUGUGCGUUCCACUGCUGGACGCAUGCUCCCACUCACUGCUGGUUAAAUUCCACAACUUAGAUUGCCUCUGUAACGGCAGGCUGAACCUUGCUCUGCUCACAGCCGGUGAGCACUGGGAGGAAGGACAACCCCCCCCCAGGCAGCAACUUGUCUGCCUCACUUCUGCUACCGUCUGUAGGUUUUAACACUUUCUUAAGGGUUUUUGUUUUUUUAGGCUACUUGUCCCCUUAAGAAGAGUGCACCCUAGUGUACUGCCACUAGAUGUAAAGAAAGAAAAAAAAAAAAAAGGGACUGAUAUUCUGCAAAACUUCCAGGACUGGACUACUGAGGACUGGGAUAAAAAGAAUUAGAAGAAUAUUGGGAUCAAUCUAUUGGGAGAGAAAUAUGGAAAGCAGUUUACUGUUGACCGAGCACACCCAAAAGAACUUAGUCGACACUACAUUGAUAAUCCUCAGUUAGCAGUUUUUUCUGUCUCUUGAACACUGAACGGCUGUUUCCAGAUCACAUAACUGUUUAUGUGGUUCCACUGAGUAGUAUUUCAGUCCUAGAGUCCAGUCCAUUAUUUUUCUUUAUUUUGUGAGGAGAAAGAAAAAGAAAUUGUCAAGAUGGUUCUGGAUGAGUAUUUGUGGAUGGUUAUUGUGGGGUUCAUCAUUGCUUUCAUCUUGGCGUUCUCAGUAGGUGCAAAUGAUGUGGCCAACUCGUUUGGCACUGCUGUUGGAUCUGGUGUGGUGACAUUACGGCAAGCUUGCAUAUUGGCUUCCAUUUUUGAAACGGCUGGAUCAGUGUUAUUGGGUGCAAAAGUUGGAGAAACUAUCCGGAAGGGUAUUAUUGAUGUUAAUCUCUACAACAACACAGUCGACUUGUUGAUGGCAGGAGAAGUCAGCGCAAUGGUUGGUUCUGCUGCUUGGCAGCUGAUUGCAUCUUUCUUAAAACUCCCUAUUUCCGGAACACAUUGCAUUGUCGGCUCCACUAUUGGUUUCUCCCUAGUGGCCAUUGGUACACAUGGUGUUCAGUGGAUGCAGCUUAUCAAGAUUGUGGCCUCUUGGUUCAUCUCACCACUGCUGUCUGGACUGAUGUCUGGGGGUUUGUUUUUGCUGAUCAAGAUUUUCAUACUGAAUAAGGAGGAUCCAGUACCGAAUGGACUUCGCGCUCUUCCAGUAUUUUAUGCUGCUACCAUAGGAAUUAAUGUUUUCUCCAUAUUAUUCACAGGGGCCCCAUUAUUAGGGUUGCAUACUUUUCCAGUGUGGGGCACCGCACUCCUGUCAACUGGCAUUGCCAUUGUAUUUGGAUUAGUAGUGUGGUUUCUUGUGUGUCCCUGGAUGAGGAAGAAGAUUGCAAGUCGAUUGAAGAAGGAAGGAGCAUUGUCGGGCAUAUCAGAGGAAAGCCUUGAUAAGAUUCUGGAGGAUGAUGCUCCUGUCUUCAAAGAACUGCCUGGUGCAAAGGGGAAUGAUGAAAGUGCAGUGCCCCUCACUAGUUCUAAUACAGAGGCUGCUAUUGAGUCUGAUCUUGUAGCAAAUAGAAAUACUAGAAUAUCUUAUGGAAGAGCCGCUUCUAUGACAAAUGGAUCGAUUAGAUCUCCUGUUUCAAAUGGUACAUUUAGUUUUGAUGGCCAUUGCAUGAAAAGUGAUGCUCACGUGUAUCACACUGUGCACAAGGACUCUGGACUUUACAAGGACCUGUUGCACAAAAUACAUCUCGACAGAGUAACAGACGACCGCCCUUCACAUGAAAAUAAUUAUCGAGUCCUAAGGCGUAACAACAGUUACACAUGCUACACUGCUGCUAUUUGUGGCAUGCCGGUACACUCUACCUUCAAAGCAUCAGAUCCUGCCACACCUGAGGACAGCGAAAAGCUAGUGGGAGACACUGUGUCCUACUCUAAAAAACGCAUACGUUACGAUAGCUACUCAAGCUACUGCAAUGCAGUGGCAGAAGCAGAAAUAGAGGCAGAGGAAGGUGGUGUGGAGAUGAAGCUUGCUACAGAAAUGUGUGAUCCAAACCAACUACCCGAUGAUUUAUUAGAGGAAGACAAAGAAGAAAAGGACAAGUCGGAAGUCCACCUCCUCUUCCACUUCCUACAGAUUCUCACAGCCUGCUUUGGGUCCUUUGCACAUGGCGGAAAUGAUGUCAGCAAUGCUAUUGGUCCACUGGUUGCUCUGUGGCUGAUUUACCAGCAAGGCGGGGUGAUGCAGGAGGCCUCAACACCUGUGUGGUUGCUGUUAUAUGGAGGAGUGGGCAUCUGUGCUGGUUUGUGGGUGUGGGGUCGGCGUGUAAUCCAGACAAUGGGAAAAGAUCUUACCCCUAUUACACCAUCCAGUGGAUUCACUAUUGAGUUGGCUUCGGCGUUCACAGUUGUGGUAGCUUCCAAUAUUGGACUUCCUAUCAGUACCACACACUGCAAGGUUGGAUCAGUGGUGGCUGUCGGUUGGAUUCGAUCACGUAAAGCUGUCGACUGGCGUUUAUUCCGCAACAUCUUCCUAGCAUGGUUUGUGACAGUCCCUGUUGCCGGACUGUUCAGCGCAGGAGUCAUGGCCAUUUUCCAAUAUGGCAUUCUCCCCUAUGUGUGACUGUUCCUCCUCUAACUGCAAAGUAAUAAUAAUAAAAAAAGCCUAUUUUAAUGUUAAUGCAAAUUGGAAACCAUCUUAUGCUACAGCAACAUACCAGGCUGCCUGCUUAAUCAUCUCAGAAGGAAAAAGACAGAUCUUUCUGCUUGUAUCAAAGCAUCAUAUUGUUGGUGUUGUAACUGCUGCAUAUAAUGUAUGUCAAACUGGUGAGAUGUGUCUCAAGACAAAUAUUUAAACAAAAAUAUAAUGUAAUGUACGUAUAGUUGAUAACACUACAAGAAUAUAAUUUGGGAUGGGAGUAGUUGCAUAUACUUUUGGGGUUUUUUUACCUAGAAAAGAGUUGUAUAUAAUGUAUUUUUUGAGGUUUUUAAUCCAUAAAACUAAUAUGAAUUUGAAUAUAUGCAUUUUACCUGGUAUAGAUGAUGAGCAUGGUACAGAACAUAUAAAUUAGUUCAUCAAAUUUUCUACAGAAAGUUUAGCUCUAUGAUAAAUAGUUAAAUAGAAUAUUGGAACAAACAGAUUUAAACAAGAAAUACUGUGCAUAAUUCAUUUUUAUGAAAAUGUGCACAACCUUACUUGAUUUAUAUUGUAUAAUACUUUAUUUCUAAUUGUAAAUUUGUACAAGCAAAUUUUUAGUUACAUUUCCUUGGAUAGUUUUCAAUAAGACAGUAAAGGAAGUACCAAAGACAAUGUCAGGUUGGCUUGUCAGUAUUAAAAUUAAUUUUCAUUUUGGUUGUAUGUCACGAGUUAACCAAUUUGAUAUUGGUCAGGGCAACCAAUGUAUGGCCAAAACCAAACAAUUUGCAUAAAGCUGUUUCAGGAAAAGCAGAAAAUUGAGUCUCACUACUAACUCACAUCACUUUAGUCUGCACAUUUAUCAUAAAGAAUGUUCUGAUUUUUUACCGGUAUGAAGGCAGUUUUGUUACAUAAUCACUGGAAAGCUAUAGCAAUACACUUUAUAUUUUAUUAAGGGGUUAGUUGUUGAAGGAUGUAUUUAGAACAAAACCACGCAUGUCCGGUCAGCUCGUUUAUACCCCCCCCACACACACAUGGUACUUAGAUCUUACUGUUGCUAACAAUAAACUCUAUUUAUGUUCAGUAAUUCGUUUUAGGCUUCCUUAAGUGUAAUAUAUCAAUAUUUAAUGGGAUUAAAUGCUAUAUGCAGAUCUUAUAUGACAAAAGCUAUGGUAGACCCCUGCCAAUAUGUGUGCGUGUGUAAUAUAUUACAGAUCGGCAAAGAGUAUGGUAAAAAAAAAAAAAAUCUAAUUGGAUUAAGAAAAAGUUAUAUUGAUGCUGCCAUUUUACUUAUUUGUCACAAGGGUGUCUACCACUUUGUGUUUGCUUGGGCAUCCUAAAUUAAAAUGCUGCGAUUUUC
Messenger RNA from Spea bombifrons (plains spadefoot toad), 4012 nucleotides. It is a transcript of the gene SLC20A2, whose product is annotated as solute carrier family 20 member 2. The transcript is spliced from 11 exons. Gene Ontology annotation, molecular function: phosphate transmembrane transporter activity. Gene Ontology annotation, cellular component: membrane. Gene Ontology annotation, biological process: phosphate ion transmembrane transport. Lineage: Eukaryota; Metazoa; Chordata; Amphibia; Anura; Pelobatidae. Bases 679 to 2640 code for a protein of 653 amino acids. The record is from RefSeq and is a predicted model, not a curated record.